This is a messenger RNA of Tupaia belangeri chinensis (Chinese tree shrew), 2124 nucleotides long. It is a transcript of the gene EXD2, whose product is annotated as exonuclease 3'-5' domain containing 2. The record is from RefSeq and is a predicted model, not a curated record. Lineage: Eukaryota; Metazoa; Chordata; Mammalia; Scandentia; Tupaiidae. Gene Ontology annotation, biological process: nucleobase-containing compound metabolic process. Gene Ontology annotation, molecular function: 3'-5' exonuclease activity; nucleic acid binding. Gene Ontology annotation, cellular component: nucleus; cytoplasm.
UCCCGCUAGCCCGCCUCAGGACCGGAAGUGGUUUCGGCCCUAGUGGAUCCGGGUGGGUGCGCGCAGGCGGCCGCAGAGGUUCCAGCUCUUGAAGCGUGAGGUGCCGCAGGUGUUCUGGCCAGGUCUGAGGCCACAGAUUGUGGGAUUAGUGAUGUGCUUUCCUGAACAAUAGAAAAGUGGAAGAUGUCUAGACAGAACUUAGUGGCUUUGGCAGUGUCCACCCUUUUGGGUGUGGCGGUGGUGGGUUUCAUCCUGUGGAAAGGCAUCCAGCGGCGAAGGAGGACAACGAGCCGUGCCACCCCACAGCAGCCACCACAGCCAGUGCCAGGCAGUAGAGCGCCGGCCCCCCUGGAGGCGGGCCAGCUGCACUCCUGUGCCCCCAGAACCUCCUGGGAGGAGAGGAUCCUCCAAGCAAAGGUGGUGACGGUGUCUCAGGAGGCAGACUGGGAUCAAGUCGAGCCCUUGCUUAGGAGCGACUUAGAAGAUCUUCCAGUACUUGGAAUCGACUGUGAGUGGGUGAAUUUGGAUGGCAAAGCCAGUCCUCUCUCACUCCUACAAAUGGCUUCCCCAAGUGGCCUCUGUGUCUUGGUUCGCUUACCCAAGCUGAUCUGUGGAGGAAAAACACUACCGAGAACGUUAUUGGACAUUUUGGCAGACGGCACCAUUUUAAAAGUUGGCGUGGGAUGUUCAGAAGAUGCCAGCAAGCUUUUGCAGGAUUAUGGCCUUGUCGUUAGGGGGUGCCUGGACCUCCGAUACCUGGCCAUGCGGCAGAGAAACAAUUUGCUCUGUAAUGGGCUUAGCCUGAAGUCACUUGCUGAGACCAUUUUGAACUUUCCCCUUGACAAGUCCCUUCGACUUCGCUGCAGCAACUGGGAUGCUGAGAAUCUUACAGAGGACCAGGUAAUUUAUGCUGCCAGGGAUGCCCAGAUUUCAGUGGCUCUCUUUCUCCAUCUUCUUGGAUACCCUUUCUCUAGGAAUUCACCUGUAGAAGAAAACAGUGACCCCACGGACUGGAGAAAAGUCCUGGAGAAGUGCCGGGAUGUGGUAGACAUCCCAUUCCGAAGCAAAGGACUUAGCAGAUUGGGAGAAGAGGUUAAUGCGGAAGCUACAGAAUCUCAGCAGAAGCCAAGAAAUAAAAAGUCCAAGGUGGAUGGAAUGGUGCCGGGCAGCCACCAAGGAAGAGACCCCAGAAAACAUAAAAGAAAGCCUCUGGGGGUGGGCUAUUCCGCCAGAAAAUCACCUCUCUAUGAUAACUGCUUCCUCCAUGCUCCUGACGGACAGCCCCUCUGCACUUGUGAUCGGAGGAAAGCUCAGUGGUACCUGGACAAAGGCAUUGGAGAACUAGUGAGUGAAGAGCCUUUUGUGGUCAAGCUCCAGUUUGAACCAGCGGGAAGACCUGAAUCCCCAGGAGACUAUUACUUGAUGGUUAAAGAGAACCUGUGUGUUGUGUGUGGCAAGAGAGACUCCUACAUUCGGAAGAACGUGAUUCCACAUGAGUACCGGAAGCACUUCCCCAUCGAGAUGAAGGACCACAACUCCCACGAUGUGCUGCUGCUCUGCACCUCCUGCCACGCCAUCUCCAACUACUAUGACAACCACCUGAAGCAACAGCUGGCCAAGGAGUUCCAGAGGGAGCUGCUACAAGCACUCCGCGAGUUUUACGGCUCAGACACAGUCACAGAUGAGCUUCUUCAAGAGGCUGCCGGCCUGGAGACCAGGAUCUGCAAUGACAGCUACGUUCCUCACGGGCUGAAGGUGGUGCAGUGUCACGCCCAGGGCGGUCUGCGUUCCCUAAUGCAGCUGGAGAGCCGCUGGCGUCAGCACUUCCUGGACUCCAUGCAGCCCAAGCACCUGCCCCAGCAGUGGUCAGUGGACCACAACCAUCAGAAGCUGCUCCGGAAAUACGGGGAAGACCUGCCCAUCAAGCUGUCGUGAUAACUGCUUUCCUCCCAGCUGAGGACAGUGAGAAGCCGCAGCCAUGGUCACAGAGUUCCUGGUGGGAUAGGUCUUUCAUCAUCAAAGCUUGGGUGACACGACCCCGAACACUAACCUGUACUAAUCCCAGAAUACUUCUGGUGGAGCCAGGACCUUAUUUAAAGGGGAGUGUAUGGUUUCAAAUUUGAA